This is a messenger RNA of Galeopterus variegatus (Sunda flying lemur), 2125 nucleotides long. RefSeq names its product double zinc ribbon and ankyrin repeat-containing protein 1-like. Gene Ontology annotation, biological process: eye photoreceptor cell development. Lineage: Eukaryota; Metazoa; Chordata; Mammalia; Dermoptera; Cynocephalidae. The coding region runs from base 59 to 1375 and encodes 438 amino acids. The transcript is spliced from 11 exons. The record is from RefSeq and is a predicted model, not a curated record. Gene Ontology annotation, molecular function: protein binding.
GGGGAUUGGAGAAUAUAGUAUUGAUCCUGCCUGUAAAUGGUGUUUUGUUUACCAGUCAAUGCAUGGUGGAGAUAAAGCCCAUCCCCUGCCCAUUCAGAAAGGGGAGAACAUUUCCUGCUCUAAAUGUGGUCGCCAGAAUCUCUGGGGGAUGUCCUUCUGCGGCUGGUGUGGAGCCAUGCUUGGCACUACUGCUGGCUACUCUGUUUGCCCUAAAUGUGGGGCCAGCAAUCACCCAUCUGCCCGAUUCUGUGGCUCCUGUGGUAUUUACGUGAAGUCCUUGGCAAGACUUAGCUUGGACAGCACCCUGGCUGCUGUUGCUGGGAAUCCUCGCCCUUUUUCUGAGUGCCGAUCUGCCUGGCAGUCCUUAAGUGCUUCUUUGCCCAAAUCUGAUGCUGAGACUAAGAAGCACAUAGGCACACAGACUGCUGGCCUGUUCUUCCCAUCCGGCAAGCUGCUAGCAAAAAAGAAACUGGAAAUGGCUUCUCAAGAGCAGAGGCAGGAGAAAAUGAGUGACCACAAACCUCUCCUCACAGCCAUCAGCCCAGGAAGAGGAUAUUGGAGAAAACAGUUGGAUCACAUCUCUGCUCACCUCAGGUCUUAUGCUCAGAACAACCCUGAAUUCCGGGCCUUGAUUGCAGAGCCCAGGAUGGGAAAGCUUAUCUCGGCUUCUGUCCACGAAGAUGGCUGUGAAGUUAGCAUCACACUGAAUUAUAUUCAAGUCUCAAACAAGAACCUUUACCUCAACAAGGCGGUGGAUUUCAGCAAGCACUUUCUGAGCUGCGUCACCGAGGGUGGGAAUGCCCUGUUCAGCAGCAGGUCCAGCUUGGUGAGCGACUGCAGCCAGAGUACCUCAGAUACCAAUGAAAAAGCCAAGAGGAUCAGGAAUUUCAAAACCAAAAAAUUUCGGGAAAAGGAGCAGCUUACACCUGAAGACAGACUCCUGCUGAAGGAAGUCGGUCCGAUGGGGGCAGGAAGAGUCUCUGUGAUUGAACAGCUGCUGGAUGAAGGAGCAGACCCCAACUGCAGUGACAGCGAAGGCCGCCCCGUUCUCACCGUGACUGUGGUGAAUAAGCACCACGAGGCGAUUCCAGUUCUUGUGCAGAGAGGAGCAGAUGUGGACCGGCAGCACGGAGCGCUCAGAAAUACAGCUCUUCAUGAAGCAAGUCUGCUUGGACUGCCAGGAAGGGAGAGCAUCGCCACUUUACUGGGAUGCAAUGCAAGCAUACAAAAGAAGAAUACAAGAGGCCACACAGCGUAUGACCUGGCUCUGAAAAGUGGGGAUGAUCUCAUCUGCUCGCUCUUUGCUGCUAAGUUUGGGCCAGGGCUCAAGGACCAACUCACCCAACCCAGGAACCUCAGCCUGGAGAAUUGCUAGACCCAGGGCCUCCACGGGGCUUCAUUUAAAGAAACCAUAGAGCUCUGGCUGUUUGUUCAUUUCUUUCUGAAAUGUAUAUGUGAGGUUAGGAAUUGAGAUUGAGAGGAACUCAUAAGAUUCUUUUCUUUUUCUUAAGUGAUAUGACAGUAUAAGCCACCAAUACCACAUAGGCAGCUCUCAGUAUACCAUUGAUUGUGAUGAACUUAACGUGUGUUUGUUAAUGGUUUAUUGCUGCUUUGGGGGAAGUAGUUUGGCUUUUGGUUUUAUUUUUCAGUAGAUAAUAAUUGUGCAUGAUUGAAAGCUAGAAGGCAUAAAAUAUUACUCAGUGAAAGUGUCCCUCCCUCCCUGUCUCACAGCCACCACUUCCCUUCUCUGAGGCACCAGUGACACCAAUGUUAACUGUGUCUUUCCAGAAGUAGCACAGGAUUAGGUAAGCACAUAAAUAGGGUGUAUGUCCAUGUACAUACAGGGUAUACAUAAAAUACAAAUAUAUAGAACAUAUAUAUAUAUAUAUAUAUAUAUAUAUAUAUAUAUGCUUUCCCCUCUUUUAACACAAAUACUAGCAAAGCACGCACUGUUCUGCAUCCUGUUAUCUUUGCUUAAUACAUCUUGUAGGUGGCUCCAAAUUAGUAUGUAAAGAUUGAGCUUAUUUAAGUUUUUUAAUGUUGAACUGAUCAAUAUUCCUAAUAUUAUGGUUUGUUUCUUGGUUGACUAAUCAGCUUUGAAUAAACCAUUUUCAGGAAUGUGUAA